Molecule: messenger RNA, 2354 nt
Organism: Monopterus albus (swamp eel)
Lineage: Eukaryota; Metazoa; Chordata; Actinopteri; Synbranchiformes; Synbranchidae
Gene: gpsm3
Product: G protein signaling modulator 3
Exons: 5
Coding region: 703-1722 (339 amino acids)
Biological process (GO): regulation of inflammatory response
Molecular function (GO): protein binding; GTPase regulator activity
Source: RefSeq, a predicted model, not a curated record
AGAUUGUGUGCUCUAUUGCCAUUCUGCUUGUGCUAGUUGCCUGGUUACAAACACAGGCAUUUAAAUUAAAGAAGUGACUUGUUAACCUUUUGGUUUAAGGUGUUUAAAUUUACUUAGGCAGCUCCUCUCACUUCUGAGCCUACUUCUCGUUUUAGCUGCAAGUCAACAGGAUGUGUGCGAAAACCACAGCAGUGUCAGAACUGUGCAUCUCUUUCACCAUGUUGGAGUUGGGUCUGACAUUGUCACAUAAGAAGCAACUACACCAGAAGAUGCCUAUGAAAACUAUUACGGCUUUGACUUUAUCUUGAAUUAUAUAUUUUAAUAACUUUGCUUGGGACCAUACUUGAAAUGUAUGAUGGAGGUUUCUUCUGUUUCUUACAGUAUUAUUUCACAACAGUAUGACUUGUCAUAUGUGGGCUAGACAAAUAGGGGUGGCCUGUGGUAAGAGGAACAGGAAGAGAAGAGUCAAAAGAGAGAAGGCACACAGUAAGGCGAGAGCUUGUCACGUUGGCAUGUGAAACUCUUAAUAGCAGGCUUUUUUUUUUUUCUUCUUCGUAAAGAUACUGACAAAUGAUAAGCCAAAAAUGCUGUGCUCAGUCUGUAGUGACUUGAAGAGAUGAUACCUUGAAGAGAACAUUUUUGAAACGUAAGGUAAAGGAUUUGACAGCGAGAUUAAGGAACUGCACAGAGCUCAAAGUUGAAAUGGCUGAAGGGGGACUGCUAGAACCUCUUGUCAUCACAGAAAACGAAGACAUAACUGAUGGCGUCACUGAAAGCGAGGUAGCGAGCAGUUUCGUUGUCAUUGUGCAGAGCUGUAGUGGAGAGUCGGCUCUGAAAAAAGAAGAGGAGCACAUGGAAGACGACAAGAAUAAAGAACAUGUAGAGAGUGACAUGUGUUUAAAAGAGCAGAACCCAGAAAAACAACAAACCACCACAGAGGGAAGCCAGACAGGAGACACUGUUGUGGAUGAACAGGACAAACCAGAGGAAACUGAAAACACAAAUGAUGGACAGAACAGAGGUGAUAAUGAGAGUAUAGGUCAGACAGAGGGAGCGAUGAGGAUCAGUGAAAAACCUGAGAAUACCAGUGAGACAGAGGUCAUACAAAAUGACCCUCAAGUGGAUAUAAAGAGGUCGAAUUCCUCUGAGGAACAACCCGAAGCAACAAAAUGCCAAGAAGAGGAUUCAAAAAAGUUAACCCCUGACUUUCCGGAGGCAUUGUAUGAGCUGCUCUGCACCCUUCAGGAGGGGAGACGGCUCAAUGACCAACGCUGCUCCUUCAGACUUGAGAGUGAGGUCAGGAGGCGGAGGUGCCACUCUGAGCCAAACGCCACUAGGCCAGCCAACAGAGUCAUCUUUUCUUCAAUGACUUCACUGCAGAAAGAGGAGUUUUUUGAGCUGGUGGCCACCGCUCAAGCACGCCGGCUGGACGACCAGAGGGCGCAUCUCCAAAGUUCUUCACCGGUAAAGCCAAAGGCCAGAAGUUUCAGAGGCAGCAUAAAACAACUCUCUUUGGUGAGAAAGCCUGCACCUGUUCCUGUGCCCAAAGAAGACCUGUAUAAUAUGAUUCUGACAACACAGGCACAGGGCAGGCUGGAGGACCAGCGUAGCAGGGCUCCUGGUCCCAUGGAUGAUGAGGACUUCUUCUCCUUGCUCCUGAGGGUCCAGGGAGGACGCAUGGACGAGCAGAGGACUGAACUACCUUGUAUGCUGCAAACCUGAGCUGGAAAACAAAAAGCUGUGGGGCUUUGUGUGAGAUGUUCCAGUAUUUUAGCCUUUUCAGUCAGAUUUCUUGCUGACUUUAGUGAUGCUUUGUUUUAUGAAAUGGUUAUCCCUCCUUAUAGCGUUGGUCAGUGUUAAACUGGUAUGAUUGUAGCAAAAACGCUAAUGUUUGACCAAGAGAGCUUCUGAGAUAACUUGAGUGAUGUGAUUGUUAAGUUUACUUCUAGUUUGUUUCUUUCUUUCCUGUUAAGUAGGAUCAGUAGACAUGCUUUCAUACUGGAGAAGUUCACAUCUUACUGAAUGUCUGCAAUGAGUAGUUGAAUGGUUUUGUGUAUGUUGUGGAGGAGGUAGUCUACUGAUCUGUGUUGUUCUCCUUAUUUGUACAGUAGAUAUUAAACACACCAGGGACAGUGACAAGGAGAUAAUAGGCCACACAGUGCUUCACUGUAUAUGGAUAAUUCUCCUCUGAAAAAUAAAUGUGCAUCUGAGCCAUUUGCAGUUUGUCCAGAAAUUUUCCAGGAGAAAAAUACAUUUAAAAUGUGCUCUGAUGUGGAUAUCUUUCAAGUGUGUUUCCUUUCCUUUUCAUUUUAUUUUUCCCAUCAAACAUAAACUAUGUUGAUACAAACAAGGAA